Molecule: messenger RNA, 651 nt
Organism: Cooperia oncophora
Lineage: Eukaryota; Metazoa; Nematoda; Chromadorea; Rhabditida; Trichostrongylidae
Source: the annotation of a GenBank genome assembly
AUGCCAGGAGGAGCAAAAGGACCUGGUAUCUUUUUUAUACUGCCAUGUAUUGACUCGUAUAAAAAAAUUGAUCUCAGGGUGGUCUCAUUCGAUGUUCCUCCUCAAGAGAUUCUUUCAAAGGAUUCUGUAACUGUCGCUGUAGAUGCCGUCGUUUAUUUUCGGAUUUCCAAUGCUACAAUUUCGGUGACAAAUGUUGAAGACGCUUCACGUUCAACAAAAUUGUUAGCGCAGACCACCUUGCGGAAUAUCCUUGGAACAAGGACUCUCGCUGAGAUGUUGUCCGAUAGGGAAGCUAUCUCACAUCAGAUGCAGAGCACACUCGAUGAGGCGACUGAUCCAUGGGGUGUUAAAGUAGAAAGGGUUGAAGUGAAAGAUGUCCGAUUGCCGUUGCAAUUGCAACGAGCGAUGGCUGCCGAAGCAGAAGCAACUCGGGAAGCUGGAGCGAAGGUGAUCGCUGCUGAAGGAGAGCAAAAAGCAUCACGAGCUCUACGCGAGGCUGCCGAAGUGAUAGCUUCAUCCCCUUGUGCAAUACAAUUGCGUUACCUGCAAACGUUGAACAGUAUAAGCGCUGAGAAGAAUUCAACGAUAAUCUUCCCAUUCCCAAUUGAGCUUAUUCAUAACUUUUUCCAAAAAACGGGAAAAGAUGUGUGA